CUUCAGAAAGCCCAAAUCGCAGAAGCCCAACCACGCGCCACCCAUCCGCAGUCCAGACUCGCCGAGCCACGGCGAAGACGACGGCGCGACUCGCCGCCCCUGACCUAAACCUCCGAACCCCUCUCCGCCGCCGCAGUCGCAGGAACCAUGUCUCAGAAGAAGUCGCGCGGCGGAGGCGCCUCAGCCGACGACCCCGAUGACCUCUCUCGCCCUCCCCCUCUCCAGGCCGUCCUCCUUGCCGACAGCUUCACUCUCAAAUUCCGCCCCAUCACCCUCGAGCGACCCAAGGUGCUGUUGCCGCUGGUGAACAUGCCGAUGAUCGAGUACACGCUCACGUGGCUGGAAUCGGCGGGGGUGAACGAGGCCUUCGUCUUCUGCUGCGCGCACUCGCACCAGGUCAAGGAGUACCUGAAGAAGGCCGGGUGGACCGGGAGGACCGGGGGCAUGGCGGUCACGGCCGUCGAGUCGCACGACGCGAUCAGCGCCGGCGAUGCGCUCCGUGCCAUAUACGACCGCGGCGUGAUACUUGGAGAUUUCAUUCUCAUCAGUGGUGAUACAAUCAGCAAUAUGAGCUUAAAGGAUGCUCUCCAAGAACAUAAGGACAGAAGGAAAAAAGACCCACUUGCUGUUAUGACUAUGAUUAUAAAGCAUUCAAAACCUUCUAUCCUGACGCACCAAACACGGCUGGGUAAUGAUGAAAUUGUUAUGGCGACAGAUCCUGAGACAAAGGAGCUACUUUAUUACGAGGACCGGGCAGAUAGCUCACACUUGUAUGUGACGAUCGAUAAGGAUAUACUGACCAACAAUCCUACUCUCCAGCUGCAUAAUGACAUGGAGGACUGCUAUAUUGAUAUAUGCUCUCCAGACGUCCUAAGUCUUUUUACUGAUAACUUUGACUAUCAACAUCUUCGGCGCCAUUUCGUGAAGGGCUUACUAGUUGAUGAUAUUAUGGGGUACAAAAUCUACACUCAUGAAAUACACUCGAGCUAUGCUGCAAGGAUUGAUAAUUUCAGGAGCUAUGAUACAGUGAGCAAAGAUGUCAUUCAAAGGUGGACAUACCCGUUUGUGCCUGAUGUGAUAUCCUUUGGUGAUUGCCCAGAAAGUAGACUUCAUAGGCAGGGAAUAUACAAGGCAUCAGAUGUAAAAUUGUCACAUUCUGCACAAAUUGGUGCAAAUUCUGUUGUUGGCAGUGCAACAAGCAUUGGAGACCAUUGCAAGGUAUCAAAUUCAGUUAUUGGGGAGAGCUGCAAGAUUGGGAAAAAUGUUUUGAUUAAUGGCGCGUAUAUAUGGGACAACGUCGUAAUUGAAGAUGGAUGCAAAGUUAGUAACUCGUUAGUCUGUGAUGGUGUUCAUUUAAGAGCAGGUGCUAUUGUUGAGCCUGGUAGCAUACUGUCAUUUAAGGUUGAAAUCGGAAAGAAUGUUGUUGUUCCUGCCCACUCAAAAGUGUCCUUACUUCCUCAGCCUUCAAACGAAGAUAGCGAUGAGGAGCUUGAGUAUGCUGACACCAACUCUGGAGUUACAGAUAGUCCAUCCUUUUCCAGUAUGAGGAGUAACGGCGACCAAGCUACUGUUCCUUCUGAAGAAGAUGACUCAGGGACAUCUGAGACUGGGACCUGUGGUGUUGUCGGUUACAUAUGGACAAGCGGUGAUACUGUUAUUCAGGAAGAAUGGAGACAAUCAGUUGCUCCAAUUCCUAAAGGAAAACUUGAAGAGUUGAAGCAUGCUGUUCCUGUUCACGACAAUGAUGGAUCAGAAGAUGACUCGAACAAUCCAACUGUAUUAGAUAAAGAUCAUGAUUCUGAGAGCAGCGUGGUUGAGGAUGAUGAUCAUAUUUCUAAGUUUGAGAAAGAGGUGGAAGAGACGUUCCAACGAGCUCUGGAUGAUGGUGUUAAACAAGAUAAUUUGAUACUAGAGAUUAAUGGCCUCAGGUUAGCAUAUAGCCUUCAACAUGCGGAUUGUGCUGGAGCUGUGUUCUAUUCUAUCAUGAAGAGUGCAUUAGUGGCUGCUCAAUCUGCUAAUGAUCCUCUUCUAAAGACAACAGCAGAAGCACUUGGCAAUUGGAAGGAUCUUUUGCGCAAUUACACCAAGACAGUUGAUGAAGAGAUGGAGAUACUACUGAAGUUUGAGGAAAUGUGUCAAGAGACCACAAAAGAAUUUUAUCCUCUGUUUUCGAAGAUCUUGCCAUUCCUCUAUGAUAAGGAGGUAGUAAGUGAGGAUGCAAUUUUGAGAUGGGCGGAAGAGAAAGAGCAUGCUGAUGAGUCUGAUAAAGUCUUUGUUAAACAGUCGGAGGCUUUUAUUCAGUGGCUCAAGGAAGCUGAAGAGGAGGACGAAGAAGAGGAAUAACCCUGGAGAUAGUACUUGAUUCUUUUGCACGCGUGGUGAAUGCAGAAUCUGAUUUGAGUUGUCUCUCGGUGAGUUUGCAAUCGGCAAGUUUUGUAACAUGUAAUUGUUUGUACAUCAAUACAAUACAAUUUUGUUUCUAACAGAUUGGAAAAGAAGAGGAACAAUUUGCCGAUGAGUCAUGAAUCAAAUGGUUCCAGAGUGUAGAUGUGGUGAAGUUUUCGACUCAUUUGUUUAACUGUCCAUCUGUUUCUUUGCACCCAACACUUGCUCAAAUCUUUAAUAAAAGCUUGGUUAGAUAUGGCUCC
Messenger RNA from Phragmites australis (common reed), 2648 nucleotides. RefSeq lists its product as uncharacterized. The transcript is spliced from 15 exons. The coding region runs from base 148 to 2343 and encodes 731 amino acids. Gene Ontology annotation, biological process: biosynthetic process. Gene Ontology annotation, molecular function: translation initiation factor activity; translation initiation factor binding; guanyl-nucleotide exchange factor activity. The record is from RefSeq and is a predicted model, not a curated record. Gene Ontology annotation, cellular component: eukaryotic translation initiation factor 2B complex. Lineage: Eukaryota; Viridiplantae; Streptophyta; Magnoliopsida; Poales; Poaceae.